CACGAAUUGAAGACGAUUGCCGCGACUGCGAAUUGCAGUUCAGGCUUGUGCGCAUUCUGGUAAUCGCGUACAAGAUCAUAUAAUACGUGUCGCCGCGCUCUGCGCCCACCAUCCGCCAUGUCGCAAUCACUACGGCCAUACCUCUCCUGCGUGAGGCAGACUCUCACUGCGGCGCUCUCAUUAUCGAACUUCGCCUCGCAAGCUUCCGAACGACACAAUGUCCCCGAGAUCGAAGCGAAAACAUCUCCCGAAGUCGUCCUCAAUCCACUCACCGUUUCCCGAAAUCAGGAAGAGCGAGUAUUGGUAGAGCCUUCAGUGAACAGCGUGCGAGUCAGCAUACGGAUCAAGCAGGCAGAUGAGAUUGAACACAUCCUGGUGCACAAGUUCACGCGGUUCUUGACGCAGAGAGCUGAGGCUUUCUUUAUUCUGAGGCGGAAGCCGGUGCCUGGCUAUGAUAUUUCGUUCUUGAUCACGAAUUUUCAUACGGAGGAGAUGUUGAAGCACAAACUUGUGGACUUCAUUAUACAAUUCAUGGAGGAGGUGGACAAGGAGAUCUCGGAAAUGAAGCUUUUCCUAAACGCUCGAGCACGUUUUGUUGCUGAAAGCUUCCUUACGCCAUUCGACUAAGCUCUGCUGCGUGGAGGGCUCUUCGCCGCUGCGGGGACAGGAGGGUACUGAGCUGCGAAAAUUGCGAGGCAAUCUGUUUGCACGUUUAGAUGAGUCAUGACAAUGAGAAAGCGCUCGAAGCGUCGGCUAGAAGGUGUACGUCCGCGCGAAUGUGGAUCGAUUUCAUGCCAGGCCAUAGAUAUGCGAGACGACUGGAGGCACGUAGGCUCGCCGCUAACCACUCCGCAAGCAACGAAGUCAAUCACAUCCGAUUCAGCUGUAGCAUCUCACGAGUCCAUAACGUUUCCUCGCAC
This is a messenger RNA of Cercospora beticola, 920 nucleotides long. RefSeq names its product Arc19p (gene ARC19). Gene Ontology annotation, cellular component: actin cytoskeleton; Arp2/3 protein complex. The record is from RefSeq and is a predicted model, not a curated record. Gene Ontology annotation, biological process: Arp2/3 complex-mediated actin nucleation; actin filament polymerization. Lineage: Eukaryota; Fungi; Ascomycota; Dothideomycetes; Mycosphaerellales; Mycosphaerellaceae. Gene Ontology annotation, molecular function: actin filament binding.